AAAAGAGAUAUUCCAAUCAAAACAAAGCACAUGUCGAGAAAUAUUUGCAUUUUCCGAGUGUUACAAGUUAAACGUUUAAAGAACAACAAAUUAUAAUUGUAAUAUAUUAAUUAUACGAAGGCAUGUUAGUUACACUUUACGUUACGUUAAUUUCGUAGUGAUUACCCAAAAACUCCCGAAAUUCAGCUAACAACCAAUUUUGCAAUCAAAUCCAGACAAUGCCAAUUUCGGAGAGAUAAUUUUGGCAUAGUACCCGUGGAAAUCCCAUUUUCUCUCGACGGAAAAGCGCCCCCUUUUUUCGGGAGAGAAAAUUCAAUCGGCCAAGAAAGAGUAACAGCGGCCUGCUCCCAGUGUUCAACCAACGACAUUCUUGAUGCUCGAUCAUCUCGCUGGCAGUUGAGAUUUGCCCGCGGAUUCGUUCGGACACGAAACUUAGCUAGUGUAGAAUCCACUACCUUGAGUGGACGGACUUUGGCAAUCGGGAAUUAACACCUUAUAAGGCAGUCGGACAUGUCGGACCAGAUUAGUGACCCGAUUCGGAAAUGUGCCAUUAUACUGAAGGGAGCUAAAAAUGAUACGGAAAAAUUUGCCGCCUUGUUCAUGGUGACGAAGCUGAUCAAGAGUGAGGAUUGCACCCAGGCCGGAAAGCGGUUGCUGUUUGACUCGAUCGGAUUCGAUUUCAUUCGUCGACUGCUGGGUAACAAGGAUGCUCCGGACGCUUCCGCUUAUCAAAGUGUUGCUUUGUCGAUUUUGAGCAGUUUUUGUGAUGAUGAACAGCUUGCGACCCACCAGGAUAUGUUGGAUAGUAUUCCAGUGUUUUUGGGGAUCGUGUCCACUUGCGACGAUGAUGAGUACGACGAUAAUCUAAUCGUGAUCAAUGAGGCCUAUCACUGUCUGCAGAGUAUUGCUGCGCACGAGGCUGGAAGACAGGCUUUGAAAGAGCAUGGAGUGAUCAAGAAGAUGGCAGAAGUUUACACCCAGCAAAGUUUCCAGAUUGAUGAGGCACUAACGUUGAUCGUGACACUGGUUAGCCAUUUUGGUGCAGCUUCCUGGGAGGAUGAUCCCACUUUGUUCCAUGCUUUGCUGCAACGAGUUUCGUUGGAUUUCGAGACGGACCAUGCUGAACGAAAAUUUGAGCUAGCGGAAAUGAUAACGGUGCUGUUGUUUACCUGCAGGAAGGAGUUGAUUUCAAGAUCCGUUUCGGGAGAGAUUUGGCCGGAAUGUUUGUACAAAGGUGUGACUGAUAUUCUGAAGAGUAAAAUCGGGAAAGCGCAGCGAGAUCCGACGCUCAAAUUGACAGCUAAUGUUUUGGAGGUUUUGGGUAUUGAGUGGACGCUCAGUGAUCAGGAUUGUCCGAAAAAGUUCUUCCUGUUGCUGCUGCAGUUAGCGGCCAUUGAAGUGCGCAUGCAAAUGGAAAACAAAAGUUUCAAUCAGGUACUAGUCCAAGGUGACCUCAUCACAGCAUGCUUCAUCAUCUUGGAACUAUCGAUCAACUAUAUGUCAACUGAUCAGCUAGAUUUGGAGCAGAAGGAAAAGCAGCAAGUCUAUACUGGUUUGAAGGGUGCUUUUACCGCAGUUUUGUCUGUUUUCACCAAACUUUCAAAUGAAACCAGAAAGGAUAAACUGCAGAAAAAGGAGAAAGCCUUCGCGUGCGCCAUGAUCCGAGUUCUCAGUGCUUGGUUGGCUCAGGAAACAUCUGCUCUGAAGGCACAGGUUUUCAAAUUGAUCCCAUUCAUAUUUCAAUUAGCCAAUGAAUCUUUUUACGAAUCGCGUGAUCAUCGCAUUAAAGCUAGGACUGAACCGACACGAGAGCAAGCUCCGGCAGACGUUCUUCGAGUGACACUUCCAGCAAUGUGCCACCUUGUCGUUGAAGAGGAUGCUCGUAAAAUCUUUCUCAAAGAAAAAGAGGAACAGGUUCUGUACGAUUGUCUGCUCUUUCAUUGGUCAAUCGCUCACUACAAGAAACCCCCGGUUCCUCGUGCCGAACGUCUCAAGCGCAUGAACGAACCAGACCCAGAGAUGACCCAACAGCAGUUGGAUGAGAUGAAAGAUUCCCGGACAGCCAUCGUCUCAUUGUGCAACAUUUUCAUGAAUAUCACAGUACUGGAACCAAAAUUAGUUGAAGAAAGCGCCGUGUUUGCCCAGAUGCUUCGCUUCAUUUUUGACAACCUGCCGGAACUGAAGGACACCCCCGACAAUCUAGUUUUACACGGCCAUCUAUCCGUUCUGGGGCUACUCCUGUUGAAGCAACAGGCGUCCAAGAUAAAAAAGAAUGACUUUUCAAUCUGCCGCUACAUUCAAACUACGAUUCGGUUUCUGUGGGAUGCCUAUAACAUCGAUGAAUCCAACGAUCCCCAGGCACUGGUCGUCUCCAUGGCGUACAAGGAGUACUGGUUCGAAGUCAUGGAACUGUGGUUUCUUGGAAUGCAAACCAUGAGCGGCAUUAUCAAGCUUAUUCCGUGGAUUUCCGAGUUCGCCGUCGAGUCAGGCUGGGCUGCCGGAAUUAUAGAAACACUACGGAAGGUCAAAAUCGGAACGUUGCCACCGAAUGUGAAGCUUGCCUACGAGGACUUCCUCUCACAGCUGGUCGACGCCAAUCCGACCGUGGCUGACGUACUGAAGAAAGCCGAUGCACUCAAGGUGUGCCGGAAUCAUCGAAUGAUGGAACUGGGCAAAAAACUUUUCGGCGAUUGAGACCUAACCGACGGGCAGUGAUUGUGCGGUGAUCGAUACAAUUUUUUUUGUAUGUGUUUUCAUUUUUAUUCUACUUUGAAAGAAUGUGUACGUAAUAAAGCAGGAAAAUGUAGCGAUUUUUGUUUGUCAAAUGCAA
Molecule: messenger RNA, 2830 nt
Organism: Topomyia yanbarensis
Lineage: Eukaryota; Metazoa; Arthropoda; Insecta; Diptera; Culicidae
Gene: Neurochondrin
Product: neurochondrin homolog
Exons: 1
Coding region: 511-2694 (727 amino acids)
Biological process (GO): regulation of neuronal synaptic plasticity; neuron projection development
Cellular component (GO): dendrite
Source: RefSeq, a predicted model, not a curated record